Molecule: messenger RNA, 1166 nt
Organism: Ilyonectria robusta
Lineage: Eukaryota; Fungi; Ascomycota; Sordariomycetes; Hypocreales; Nectriaceae
Exons: 7
Coding region: 130-987 (285 amino acids)
Source: RefSeq, a predicted model, not a curated record
GAGGCCUUGAUUUUUCUGGGGGUAGAAAGCAGAGCCACGUUCCUCAACUUACAGGUGGCAGUUGUUUGAUUCCUCGUUGCAAAUAUUCAGUUUUCCGUUUUUACGAUCUUCUCAUCCCUCAUCACCAUCAUGGUUCGUGUCUUGCGUUUCCGCACCGUGUGGGGCAUCGAACCUGGCCCCAACUAUGACCAUUGGAAGAAGUGGUUUCCUACCUUGAAGCAGCAGGGCUAUGCCGGAGUCGAGAUUGAUUUCGAACCUCUGCCUGACCUGCCCACUGUCCGCCGCAUCUGUGACGACGCAGGUCUCGAGAUCAGUGCUCUCAUCCACACAGCAUGGCCAGGAUACAGGGGACCUAAGCCUACGGGGCUAACCCCCCAGGUGGUCCUUGGUCAUUACAAAGAACAGCUCCAAAACGCCCAGAUCUUGAGACCCAUCAAUUACAACGCUCAAUCUGGAAGCGACCAUUGGACCCUAGACCAAUCAGUCGAGUUUUACAAGGGUACACUAGAAGUCGACGCCGAGCUGGGACUUGAGGGAAAGAUUCGCCAUGAGACACACAGGCUACGCUCCAUGUUCAACCCAUAUGCGGCAUUAUACGUCUUGAGCAGAGUCCCCAAAUUGCGGAUUACGGCCGACAUCUCCCAUUGGGUUGUCGUAUGUGAGCGCCUCCUCGAUCAAGGAGAGGAGGAUAUGGCCAUUCUUAAAGCCAUCAUUCCUCACGUGUCCCACAUUCACGCACGCAUGGGCACAACCCAGUCGUCGCAGUGCCCUGAUCCAACGAAUGAGGCAUUCGCCCCGGAGAGAGCAUUCUUCGAAAAUUUCUGGAAAGAGUGUAUCGAGGCUCAGAAAUCCAACGAUACCAUUACCUGGGUCCCAGAAUACGGACCCUUUCCAUACCAUCCUUUCGGGUCAGUACGAGGUUUCUCCGAGGUUGCUGAUACUGAGGGCGCCCGCCUUCAAACCCUGUUUGAGAAAUGGGCCCAGUAAUCAGAUUGGCAUGCAAGGACUAUACAUAAAGCCACGGAAAGUAAAGAAAUGAUAAUAGAAAUAGAAAGCCUAUGAUGAGGGGGUUCCCCCUGGAUUUCAUAUAAUAUCAUAAAUGUUUUAUUUGUUUCUGGGAGAUCCACUUUAGUGUAGAUCAGGCCGGGGACAGACCAUCAUACCAG